CAGUGAUGGCUAUGUUUGCUUUUGGUUCGCUAGUGCACAGUUCGUUUCGUGAAGAUCCUCCAGUGAAAUUGCGUGUUUUCCUAAUUGCACCUUUUGGGGAUCUGUGAGGCCUGCGUGUGUGGUGCUGGCUGAGUGUGUGGCGAUAGCGGCUCUGAAUUAUAUUGGUAGAGACGUGGAAAGAAAACGAGAACUUGGUCAUCCGUCUCCUACUACUGAGCUGAAAUGCCACCCGCUGAGAUAACGAGGCGACGUAUCUGGUGGCGGGCGGGGGAAGGGCGCACCGCAGAACACCCCCCGCCAGGAGAGGAAAGUUGGUUAUGGGACACCCGGAUGGAUAAGGUCAGGACAAGCACACAUGAGAAAGACAGCGGACGUAUAAAACCCGUCACUCUAUCACCUUCCCUCUCAAUACCUCCCUCGGCGCCUCCUUCAGGACACCAACGCCCUGCACAACACGACUGGAGGGUUCUAAUGCUUGGACGUGUGUUGGGGGAGGAGGGCGUGAGGAGGGAGCGCGGAUGUACCGUCAAUAGUCUACACAAGAACGAUCUCCAGGUAAACCGACUAAGCUUCUUAAGUCUGAUCCUGAAUACCGUCCCUUUGACCACCACUCGCCGCCCUCAGACAUGUCCCGCCCCUGCCUCCAAUCCCACCGACAAACUGAUACGUGUGGAUGUCAAAACAGGAUCAAAGCUACCGUCAAGAACUUCUGUUUUGCUGUUUAAACAUUUAAUAACUCCAUAAAUCUUGUUUGUCUCAUUUCCUGCGCUUUUUGUUCCAGUUCUCCUCAAAACAGACGUUCUUAUAUACGUCCCUGUCUUUUCAUUUAUUAAUUGUUUCUUAGAUAACUUCAUAAACACUUUAUCAUUUUUCCUGUAUUUUUCGUUCUCCUUGAUGCAG
Messenger RNA from Portunus trituberculatus (swimming crab), 900 nucleotides. RefSeq lists its product as uncharacterized. NCBI's taxonomy places the organism in Eukaryota, Metazoa, Arthropoda, Malacostraca, Decapoda, Portunidae. The record is from RefSeq and is a predicted model, not a curated record. Bases 223 to 744 code for a protein of 173 amino acids. The transcript is spliced from 4 exons.